Dendronephthya gigantea is the source of this 1330-nucleotide messenger RNA. Its product is annotated as vertnin-like. The record is from RefSeq and is a predicted model, not a curated record. Gene Ontology annotation, biological process: regulation of transcription by RNA polymerase II. Gene Ontology annotation, cellular component: chromatin. NCBI's taxonomy places the organism in Eukaryota, Metazoa, Cnidaria, Anthozoa, Malacalcyonacea, Nephtheidae. The transcript has 2 exons. The coding region runs from base 563 to 1330 and encodes 255 amino acids.
UUAAUAUAGCACAAGUUUUUUUAACGACUAAGGAGACAUUCAGACACAAAAAUCAAUAAAAACCAAAUGGAUAUUUUGUUACACCAUAAAAAUUCAAACUGAAUUAAUGUGUUAGUGGUUAAUGAUCAAAACAAGGUAUUGAUAUGAUAAUUUAGAAGGUUAAUUGAUUUCGAAAAUGCAAAUAGGAUGACUCAUGCAUUGUCCAUUGACUGACAUGAUCACAUUAGUUGAGCUUUUAGUGACACGCGGUAGCAUCUGUAGCAACUUUCCGACUGUGAUUGAAAACAUUAUUCGUGAAAAAAUGGUAAGAAAAUCUUCUUGUGCCGGUGGUAAAUGCAAAUAACCUUGCGGAGUUUGCAGGUCUCAGUGCAAUGAUGAUGCCGUUCUUUGUGAAGAUUGCGGGUUUUGGUUUCACACAAAAUGCGAGAAAUUAUCCGACAAAGAUUUUAAAAUCUUGCGGCAGUUGACUGAAGGCUACAUCUGCUCUUCCUGCACUCAUACUAAUGGCCAGUUUGAUUACGACAAGUCUCUUUUGCGUUUGGAAAACUCGGUGUGUAAAGGAAUGCUGGAAAGUGCAGUGAAAAUGGAAAUUAUAUUGCUACGGGGUACGCCAUUAACUAAGAUGAGAGCCGAUGACGUAAUGCUUGAAAGUCAGAAAGUGGAUAUUAUUGCGAGCGACAUAUUGAUGAAAGCUGGUGGUGUUGUUGGACGUUCGCCCCUUGUUGUUCCUGGUGAUGCUAAUUGCCUGUUUUAUUCGCUUUCUGUUGCGAUGACGGGUAAAUAUUCAAGCAAGGAGUUUCGAGUGAGGACUUCCAUUGAAAUGGUGGUAAACAGGGAGACGUACACGAAAAUGCACAAGAACACGGGUAUUGCCCUUGUUUCACCAGACUAUUUGAAGGCAAUGAAAGAUUGUGCUAUGGACUGGGCGUUUUCAUCGGCGUGGACGAUUGGUGCAGCGGCAACUGUAUUAAAGACGAAAAUCGUGUCCAUCUACCCACCAGUCAAUGGUUUGUUGGAUAAAACAAUUCCCAUAUUGCACAGAACAUUUGCUCCGGUGAGGGAAGACAAGAGAAGAAGGCCAAUUUACAUCAUGUGGACAAGUGCUGCAAGGCCAACGACAUCCAGAAUAUGGAGUCCCAAUCACUUUGUCCCAUUAUUGGUAGCGAAGGAACCGCCGACGAUGUCGGAGCAGAACAAUAGUUAUUUGGAAGUGGAUGAGGAUGUUUUUGGAGAAAAUCAAGCGCGCAGUGCAGCAAUGACGUCAACUCCAAAACGACGGGUAAAGUUCUUGUCAACCGUUCCUACCAUAAUUAUUGAUAGUUAUAUGUAA